Salmo salar (Atlantic salmon) is the source of this 2729-nucleotide messenger RNA. NCBI's taxonomy places the organism in Eukaryota, Metazoa, Chordata, Actinopteri, Salmoniformes, Salmonidae. The record is from RefSeq and is a predicted model, not a curated record.
CAAGUGUGUGUGUCAGUGCAGGGCGGAUCACUUUGCUGUGACCCCCCAGUGUGUCAGCAUCGUUUCGCAUUCCCACCGGUGCUUCGGCCAUGUCAAAGAAUACGAAGACUCUGCGUGUUCCUGGUGUUGGUCACAUGAGCCAGGCAGUGUCAGAUGGAGAGUUGAACAUGUCUGGUCGUGGCUGUGGGGGCAGUCGUACAAGUCUACCAGGGGUCCAGGGGGGAGAUGCCCAGGCCAGUGGUGUCGUCAGCUGGGCCGUGUGCUUUGAGAAGCUGCUGGAAGAUCCCACGGGAAUACGCUACUUCACAGCCUUCCUGAGGUCAGAGGUGAGUGCGGAGAACAUCCUGUUCUAUCAGGCCUGUGAGAAGUUUCGGAAGAUUCCUCCCAGUAGGAUGAAAGAGUUUGCUGAGGAGGCUCGCUCCAUCUUCCAGACGUACCUGUCUGACCAUGCUCCCUACUCUGUGAACAUCGAUGACACAGCUCGCGUGGAGGAGAAGGACCUGCAGAAACCUAAAGUUGAAAUGUUCGACAAGGCCCAGGCACAGAUCUUUAAGCUGAUGAAGAUGGACAGCUACAGGCGUUUCGUCCGCUCCCCUCUCUACCAGAAAUGUACCCUGGCCAGCGUGGAGGGCACGCCACUACCCAGAAUCCCCCCUGAGCCCACCAGCACAGGAUCAUGGGAGAACAUGGCCACUGCCAGCCCCUCCCUCAACGACAGCAAGAAGCAGAAGAAGGACAAGCAACGGGAGAAGAGGGGAUCAUGGGGAGUAGAGGUGUCGUACCUCAAGGUGAAUGUGUCUCGUACGGAGUCUCAGAUGUCCAACAGCAGUGUGGAGUUGGGCUCCUUCUACAGGCAGAUAGAGAAUGGUCGCUCCAGUCCCCGUCCCUCAGACCAGGGGCAGGGUGAUGGAGGUGGUGGUAGUGUGCAGGGAGGUUACUGCUGUGUCUACCUGCCUGACGGCAGUGCCUCCCUCGCACCUACACGGCCCGGCCUCCCCCUAAGGGAAAUGCUUUCAGGCCUCUGUGAGAAGAGAGGUUUCCCCCUCAAAGACAUCCUCAUCUACCUCCACAGCAAGGACAGGCAGCCACUAUCUCUGGAGCAGGACUGUUCAGUACUGAGGGACCAGCAGGUCUCCCUGGAGCUGAGGGUGACGUUUGCGUUGGAGGUGGUUUUCACUGGUAAGACAUUCAACAUCAUGGUGAAGUCCAGUAAGACUCUGCUGGAUGCCCUUUCUAUGGUACUACAGAAACACCAACUCAGAACACACGAGGCCAUGGUCACCAUGAGUGGGAGUGAUGUGCCACUGAGCAUGAGCACCAAUGUGUUCAAACUGGCCAAUAAGACGCUACAGCUCUACAAGGUCAAAGUUAGCAGUGGCUCAACUCCAGUCACACAGGAUCAAGCUACAUCUCCAGUAGGCCCAGAGGUCCGUGUGUCCCCUCAGGCAGCCAACCCCAAGCCCAGGGUCAGGAAGAACCAAGAGAUGGAUGCGAUGAUAGAGCUGUUGUCCAGAGCUCAGGCCUGUCGGGUGGAUGACCAGAGAGGCCUGCUGACCAAGGAACACCUAGAGCUGCCCCAGUUCCUCUUGAAACCCCCUACCCAGGACCAGGAGACACAACAGGGGGAGGAUGGAGAGGUUAUUGGGACAGGGGGAUGGAGCCCCCACAGACAUUAAAGAGGAGUCACAUAACCAACCCACCACCUCCUCCACUCCCACCCCUGUUGGGGCAGCAGAGUCAGGAGAGUGUGUAACAGACUCAUCAGGUUCCAAACACAUAGGUUCAAAAUAAACAAGUGUCUGAGAGAGAAUGUUUUUAUAAGUGUCACUUUUACUUUUUGUACCUGGUGUAAGUGUGAGUGUGUGUAUAGGACCCAUUUUACUGUGUGUGUGUGUGUGUGUGUGUGUGUGUGUGUGUGUGUGUGUGUGUGUGUGUGUGUGUGUGUGUGUGUGUGUGUGUGUGUGUGUGUGUGUGUGUGUGUGUGUGUGUGUGUGUGUGUGUGUGUGUGUGUGUGUGAACAUGCUGAGGUCAGGUUUGGUCAAGGGAUGUUGACACAUGUAGCAAUUCAUCCUGUUUAAAGAUUGUUUAUCAAAGAUUAUAAGUUGUGCACAGGAAGUCCACAACUAUUAAGAGACCUAGUCAAGCACUUUUGCUUAUGAUUGUCUGAAUAAGGUCAGUGUCCAAUGUGUUAUCACUGUCUCUGCUACGAAACUGCAUUAACUCUAUUGUUUGUUUUAAUCCUCAAUGUCAAAGGUACAAUAUGUCAUGAUAUGAAGGAUCUAUUCUAGCUUCCAAUUCCUCCCUUGAAGUCUGAUUAAAAAAAACACUGUUUUGUUUUUCGAUGAAGGAAUUACUUUCAAAAGAGUCUUUCAUAUUUUGGGGUAUUUUACUUAUCACAAUAUUUAAGUUGAACUAAUAGUACUUUUAGUACAUUUUCUCUAGUGUGUGAUUUGAUAUUUAAUGAAGGUGUUUGGUAUUUUGCAUUUUGAGAACUUUUCUCUCUUGUGAAAGUUUGAUAUUUAAUUUAAUUGAUUCAUUGGCAUUUAAUACUUAUGAGCACAUUUUUGUUUCUUUGCUGUGUUUGCACUUUGAAUGCCAGGUCUCCUGUGACGGCCAAUCCUUUUCUCACUGUGUUAUCAGAGUGCUACUCAGGGUCAAACUUCAGUAUUAACCUAUAAUGCUCUCAUGCAUUGUACAGUGCAUGAAUAAAUUAUGUGGUAUUGAUCUAA